Solanum stenotomum is the source of this 2446-nucleotide messenger RNA. RefSeq names its product serine/threonine-protein kinase BLUS1-like. The record is from RefSeq and is a predicted model, not a curated record. NCBI's taxonomy places the organism in Eukaryota, Viridiplantae, Streptophyta, Magnoliopsida, Solanales, Solanaceae. Gene Ontology annotation, molecular function: protein kinase activity; protein serine/threonine kinase activator activity; ATP binding. Bases 78 to 2216 code for a protein of 712 amino acids. Gene Ontology annotation, biological process: protein phosphorylation. The transcript has 22 exons.
UAAUUUCGUUUACAAAACAGUUCAUCAAGUGAGAGAACUCUUAACUGGUUUUCCGAUCAGAGUUUCCUGGUUUACCGAUGUCCGGCGGUCCGAAAAGUUACUCGGUCAAUCCGAGCGAUUACAAGCUUCUAGAAGAAGUUGGAUAUGGAGCAAGUGCAACUGUGUAUAGAACGAUCUAUAUACCUUCUAAUGAAGUUGUAGCAGUCAAGUGCUUGGAUCUCGAUCGCUGUAACAGCAAUCUGGAUGAUAUUCAUAGGGAAGCUCAAACAAUGAGUUUAAUUGGCCAUCCAAAUUUAAUAAAAGCAUUUUGUUCAUUCGUUGUUGAUCACUACCUUUGGGUGGUGAUGCCCUUCAUGGCUGAAGGUUCUUGUCUGCACCUCAUGAAGAUAUCAUAUCCAGAUGGAUUUGAGGAGGCUGUUAUUGGUUCUAUCUUGAAAGAAACUCUCAAGGCUUUGGAAUAUCUCCAUUCACAUGGGCACAUUCAUCGAGAUGUUAAGGCUGGGAAUAUAUUGCUGGACACUAAUGGGGUAGUAAAGCUCGCUGACUUUGGUGUCUCUGCAUGCAUGUUUGACAGUGGUGACAGGCAGCGCUCUAGGAAUACCUUUACAGGAACUCCGUGCUGGAUGGCACCAGAAGUUUUGCAGCCUGGAACUGGAUAUGAUUUCAAGGCUGACAUUUGGUCAUUUGGAAUAACUGCCUUAGAGCUGGCUCAUGGUCAUGCACCAUUUUCGAAGUACCCUCCAAUGAAGGUUCUGCUGAUGACCAUAAACAGUGCUCCUCCUGGACUUGAUUAUGACCGUGAUAAGAAAUUCUCAAAGUCUUUCAAGGAAAUGGUUGCCAUGUGCUUGGUGAAAGAUCAAACUAAAAGGCCAACUGCUGAAAAAUUGUUGAAGCACAUUUUUUUCAAAAAAGUUAAGCCUCCAGAGCUUUCUGUAAAGAAACUGUUUGCCGACUUACCAUCACUAGGGAGUCGAGUAAAAAUGCUCCAGCUUAAAGAUGCUGCACAACUAGCCUCGAAGAAAAUGCCUUCAUCCGAGCAAGAAGCAAUAUCACAGAGUGAAUACCAACGAGGUGUUAGUGCCUGGAACUUUGAUCUGGAGGAUUUGAAGUUUCAAGCUUCAAUGGUGCAAGAUGAUGACGAAAUACCUGAGAUUAGGGAAGAGGAUGAAAGUAUAAAAUUUUAUAUGAACUACAAGGAGAAUUCAGUUUCUGCUCUAAAUGCUGGAAAAUCAUCCUUAAAACAAGAUAUCAUUUCCAGUGAGCAAGGAAGUGUUGGUGAAGUGACAUUAGCUGAAUGCCAGAGAAAGAAGGGAGAAGACUUGGAAUGUAUUAAACUGGAUUCGGACCAUCAGGAGGAAGGUGGACUGAAGAAGAAUUCAUCAAAAACAGAGCUGCCACCCCUUACCUCAGACAAAGACGCAGUGCAAGCCAAAAGUAAAUGUCAAACAGCAAAAACUUGUCGAAGUCAGAGUGGACCACUUAUGCCAGGUGUUGAGCUAAGUCAUUCGGCAUCAGAAAGAUCUGCCAACUUCGAAAGAAGUAAGAUUGAAAACCAACAAGCAGAAAAAGCUCAUCAAGUACGAAGGGCACCCAGCUUUAGUGGACCUCUAAUGCUUCCAAACCGAGCUUCAGCAAAUAGUAAAUCAGCCCCAAUUAACUCAUCUGGGGGAUUCAAAGAUUCUUCAGAUGACAAGUCCACGGCCAACUUGGUUCAAAUAAAAGGGAGGUUUUCUGUGACAUCAGAAAAUGUAGAUCUUGUAAAGGGGUCACAAUUGAGGAAGACUGCUAGUGUUGGAGACUGGAUAAUGGAAUCUAAGCUGAUGCCUCCCAGUCGAAUACCAAAAGAGCUUGGCCUUGAUAAUAUUCCUGCCUCAGUUCUGAUGCCUCACCUACAAAAUCUUUUUCAACAGACUUCAAUCCAACAGGAUCUAAUUGUGAAUCUGUUGAGUAGCUUGCAACCACCCGAGGCAGGAGAUGCUCCGCAACAUGGAAAGUCAUCUUCACAGUGUGUUGCAGAGAAUAAUGGAAGUGUUGAUGCAGCUGUUUCUGAGAGGGAGCGCAUGCUGCUGGUCAAAAUAUCUGAGCUUCAAGCUAGGAUGAGUAGCUUGACGGAUGAAUUAACUACUGAAAAGCUUAAAUACAUGCAGUUGCAACAGCGGCUAAAUUCCAUGUCAAGUCAGGGGGAAGAUUGGGACAGGAGAGAAUCUGAAUCUUGAUACUGAAAGAUGUCCGUGAAGUAUUAACAAUGUGUAUAUUCAGAUUAUAAGUUAUAUAGCACGGAGCAGAGAUCCCUAUCCGUGUGGCUGGAAAAAUUCAUCGAUGAAAUAGAAGCUCAAUGUGUAAUAAUCCAGCUCCAACUGAUGAAUAAACAAGAUCAUCAGUUUGUAGAGAAUUUCUUCAUUUAUUUGGUGAGUGCGAGCUGAAAACAAGCCUUCUGUGCAGUCCA